Molecule: messenger RNA, 439 nt
Organism: Loa loa (African eye worm)
Lineage: Eukaryota; Metazoa; Nematoda; Chromadorea; Rhabditida; Onchocercidae
Exons: 3
Source: RefSeq, a predicted model, not a curated record
CAAAGUUGUGAUUAGAAAUCAAAGUAAUUAAAAUAUUCAAUUAGCAGUGAAAUAACGUGUAAAAGUGAUGGAUUUCGAUGCUCUACUUGCUGAGGUUGGCGAUUUUGGUCCAUUUCAAAUUACAUUAUUUUUUGUAAUAUGUUUACCGGCAAGUUUACCUUCCGCAUUUUCGGCUUUCAAUCAACCAUUUGUUGUUGGUCAACCUGAUCAUCGUUGUCGCUUACCAGAAGGUCGCGAUGAUUUAACUCCAAUGAAUGAAUUUGCUACAUCGGAAGAAAUGAAUUGUCGACAAUAUAAUGCUACCGAAGUUGAUCAAUUUUUAAAUUCUACCACUAAUUUUAUCAAUGUGAAAGAAUAUUUGCAAAAUUUAUCAUUGAUAUCAUGUCAAAAAGGUUGGAUCUAUGAUGAUAGCAUCUAUGUUGACACAUUGGUCACUGAG